This is a messenger RNA of Rangifer tarandus platyrhynchus (Svalbard reindeer), 381 nucleotides long. NCBI's taxonomy places the organism in Eukaryota, Metazoa, Chordata, Mammalia, Artiodactyla, Cervidae. The record is from the annotation of a GenBank genome assembly.
AUGGAAGCGCAGGGUCCAGGGCGGAGGCGAGAAUGUCCUGUGUGCAUAGAAGAUUCGGGGGGAGGAGGCGUGUGCACGGGGCGCGUGGGGGUAUGCGAUUCCACGGGUCCAGGCGUAGAAACCAGCAUUCUGGAACAAGGACGGGACACGGGCGGUCCUGCCUCCGUGGAGAGGAGGGUUUCCCACCGAGGCACCGUUGACUCCCAAGCUGUGGUAGCUCUGAACCUCAGAUGCCGUCACACGUCCCCUGGGGCGGGGGGCCCAGCCCUGACGGAGAGCACGGGCACACACACAGACACGCGUGUGGGAGGAGGCACGCGUGCGUGGCUGAGGGCAGACGCAGGAGAGGAGCAGCUGGCGCCCUUGGCCGCUUGUGACUGA